Molecule: messenger RNA, 582 nt
Organism: Blepharisma stoltei
Lineage: Eukaryota; Ciliophora; Heterotrichea; Heterotrichida; Blepharismidae
Source: the annotation of a GenBank genome assembly
AUGUUUCCUUGUUAUGAAUAUGACUCAGCAGUCUCAGCUUCCCCAAAAAAUCAAAUACUCGAUUCAGAUUGCCUGUGGGAUUGCUUAUAUUAUAUAGGCUGUGAUUAUUCACUAUUAGGUAACGGAGUUUGCGAUCAAAGCUGCAAUCCUCCUUAUUGUGGGUUCGAUUUAGGAGACUGUGGAUAUUGCUGAAAUGGAUGUAAACUAUAUUUAGGCUAUGAAUAUAUGCUAGGAGGAACCUGUGACGAGGUUUGCAACGUAAUAGAUUACUACAUUGAUAUGGGAGCUUGUAAGGGUUGUUCCACUAACUGCACAUCUGAUAUGUUGGGAAAUGGGAUUUGUGAUCCUGAAUAUAAUGGGCCUUUCUGUAACUAUGAUUUCGGUGACUGUGAGAAUUCCUCAUGCGCUCCAGGUUGCUAUACCUAUAUGAUUGGAGAUUCUACUUGUCAAGAAGAAUGCCACGUUGAGGAAUGCAAUUAUGAUGAGUAUGAUUGCGAUUGCUAUCCUGAGUGUAAAGUAUUUAGCAUUGGGAAUAGCUUUAAAUUUUUUCUAAUGCUACUCAUUAAUGCAUUGAUAAAUUAA